UAUUUCUGCCUGAACUUGUCUUUUAUUUUCGUUGUAGUCAGACAUGGCCACGAAGGCUGUAGCACGUGUUAGAAAGAAGGACAUCGUAAAAGUAGUGCACAGUGCGCUUUUAAGGACAAAUAUCAGGGCACAGAUGGCUUCGGCAGCUCCUCCGCUAGGGCCACAACUUGGUCAGCGUGGUGUGAAUGUAGCUAACUUCUGCAAAGAAUUUAACAAAGAAACUGCACAUAUCAAACCAGGUGUUGUCUUGCCAACUCGUGUGACAGUAAAACCCGAUCGAACCUACUCAUUGGAGAUUUGCUCACCAACAACGUCAUGGCUACUGAAGCAAGCUGCUGGAAUAGCUAGAGGGAAGGCCAACAAAGAUGAGAUUGCUGGCAAGCUUUCUGUGAAACAUAUAUACGAGAUUGCGAAAGUGAAAUCCAAGGACAAGACUCUGGUGGGAGUACCUUUGCAGGAAAUCUGCCGCAAUAUAAUAAAGCAGUGUCGCACAUUAGGAAUUCAAGUACAAAGAGAAGAUUUGGAUCCUGUUGAGCUGAAGGCAUUCCUUGAUAAAAGGCGGGAAAUUAACCACGUAAGGAAGCUAUGA
This is a messenger RNA of Cylicocyclus nassatus, 589 nucleotides long. The record is from the annotation of a GenBank genome assembly. Lineage: Eukaryota; Metazoa; Nematoda; Chromadorea; Rhabditida; Strongylidae.